Molecule: messenger RNA, 723 nt
Organism: Arabis nemorensis
Lineage: Eukaryota; Viridiplantae; Streptophyta; Magnoliopsida; Brassicales; Brassicaceae
Source: the annotation of a GenBank genome assembly
AUGAAUUCCAUCAACACCGGAACAGUUGAAAAUGUCGAAUUCUCGAUCCAAAACCUAAUCAAGAGUUGGUGCAACCGGCGAAAAUGGCGACAACUCUGCAUCAGCUUCUCUUCGAAACAACCGCAACAAGAACUCAUCUCCAUCGAACCACAAUGGAGAAUCACUCUAUUAAAGUUUCUAGAAUCAUACCAAGUUCACCUUUUCGCCAUCUUAUUGCUCUCUAUUGACAUUAUCUUAACCUCCCUCGAACUAUCUUCUUCUCUGCUCUCUUGCACAUCAGUCAAGAAGACCGAAAACAACGAUGAAUGGUUCCGUUGGGGAGGAACCGCGAUUCUUAGCAUCCUCGUCGUUAAAUCCAUGGUUUUAGCUGUUGCUAUGGGGAAAUCAUUCUUCAGACAACCUGGUUGUGUAAUGGAUGGUGCGUUUGCGGUUAUAGCUCUGAUUCUUCAGGUGUUGCUUGAGAGGAAAGGGACCGGGUUCAUCGUGGUGGUUAGCUUGUGGCGGGUUUUGAGGGUUGUGGAAACUGCCUUUGAGCUUAGUGAUGAAGCCAUUGAAGUGCAGAUAGAUGGAAUCAUCAGCCAGUUUCAAGCUCUUCGUAAAGAGAAUAGAACAUUACUAGAGACUCUUGCAGAGAAAGAUGAAGUAAUCAAGAAGCUAGAAGAAGAGAUAGAUGGAUUCAAAGAAAAUGGCGAUAUUCUAUUUGUAAUAAACCAUAGGGAUUAG